Labrus mixtus (cuckoo wrasse) is the source of this 5337-nucleotide messenger RNA. RefSeq names its product platelet endothelial aggregation receptor 1 (gene pear1). The coding region runs from base 223 to 3285 and encodes 1020 amino acids. Lineage: Eukaryota; Metazoa; Chordata; Actinopteri; Labriformes; Labridae. Gene Ontology annotation, molecular function: protein binding; scavenger receptor activity. The transcript is spliced from 23 exons. The record is from RefSeq and is a predicted model, not a curated record.
GAUGCGGCUGCUCUCUUUUGCACUCUCUCCCCUAAAUGUUUACACCGCUUUAAGAGUUUACUAAGAGCACGAGACUCACAUGUUUGCAGCUAUGAUGAAUCGUUAAAAAAAAUAUAAAAAAAAAGAACUUUCUUCUUUUUCUUCGUUUGGUCUUUGGAAAGUGUUGGUCUGACUGCGAUAAGAGCGACACAUUAACACUGGAGCUCCUGGCUGGAAAGGACCAUGCCCACUCUGCAGAGCUCCGCCCCCUUGCUGCUCUUCAGCUUCCUGAUUGGUCUGAGCUUCUCUCUGAACCCCAGAGACCCCAAUGUGUGCAGCCUGUGGGAGAGCUUCACCACCUCAGUGAAGGAGUCCUACUUUCAUCCUUAUGACCAUGUGACAGAGGAGCCCUGCUCGGACCCUCGGACCUCCUACAGAUGCACGCGCCACAGGAUCACAUACAAGACGGCCUACAGGCAGGCGGUGAAGACCGACUACCGAAAGAGGUACCAGUGCUGUCCGGGUUACUACGAGAGCAGAGACAAAUGUGUCCCUCGCUGUACCAAGGAGUGUGUCCACGGUCGAUGUGUCGCCCCGGACCGCUGCCAGUGUGAGGGAGGCUGGCGAGGAGACGACUGUUCCAGCGCCUGUGAUGACAAACACUGGGGUCCGGCCUGCAGCCAGCAGUGCAAGUGUGAGAACGGAGCGCUGUGCAAUCCCGUAAAGGGGGCGUGUCAGUGUCUUCCGGGGUUCAUUGGACUAUACUGCGAGGAGUCGUGUCCAGCAGGGACCUUUGGUAAAGGCUGUCUGCAGAGGUGCAAGUGUGGAACUGGAGGAUCCUGCGAUAAAGCAACAGGAGAGUGUUUAUGUCGGGAUGGAUUCACUGGGACUUUCUGUGAGAAAGCGUGUCCCAGAAGAUGUCAGGCACGCUGCCCCUGCCAGAACGGUGGUAUCUGCAAGGGCAAAGGGGUCUGUGACUGCCCCCCUGGGUGGACGGGUGCGGUUUGCACGGAGCGCUGCCCAGAUGGACGGUUUGGAUCAAACUGUGCUGACGAGUGUGUUUGCCACAACAGGGGCAAAUGUGACCCUGAAAAUGGACAGUGCCAGUGUGCUAAAGGCUUCACCGGUAGUAGAUGUAAUGAGGAGUGUGCUGCAGGCUCGUACGGUCAGGACUGCAAAGGUGUGUGUGACUGUGCGAACGGUGCUCGCUGCUACAACAUCGACGGAGGCUGCCUGUGUGAGCCGGGGUUUCACGGUCCACACUGCAGGGACAGGAUGUGUGCACCGGGCAAAUAUGGCAUGCACUGUGAACGCACGUGUCUCUGCCAGGACAAACACACACUCAGCUGCCACCCAAUGAAAGGAGAAUGCACCUGCCAGCCUGGGUGGGCUGGGCUGUUCUGUAACGAGACCUGCGCUCACGGUUUCUACGGUCACGGUUGCCUGGAGCCGUGUUUGUGUGUGAAUGGAGGGGUGUGUGAUAGUGCAACAGGUCAAUGCAAGUGUGCACCCGGGUUCACGGGGGUUCACUGUGAGAAUCCAUGUAAAAGUGGCACCUAUGGCAAGAACUGCUCUCUGGAGUGCUCCUGCAAAAACGUUGUCGACUGCUCGCCUGUUGAUGGGACCUGCUUCUGUAAAGAGGGCUGGCGGGGGUCGGACUGCUCCUUCCGCUGCUCUGAGGGAACCUGGGGUCCAGGAUGCAACGCCACCUGCCACUGCACCAAUGGGGCAAAAUGUAAUCCUGCAGAUGGAACCUGCACCUGCACAGCCGGCUGGAAGGGGGCACGCUGUGACCAACCAUGCCCGAUGGGCACGUUCGGGCCAGGCUGCCUGAAGAGGUGUGAUUGUGUUCAUGCAGACGGCUGCCAAGCAACAACCGGGGAGUGCCACUGUCUGCCAGGCUGGUCGGGUUCACGCUGUAACCAGCCGUGUUCAGAGGGUCUGUGGGGGCGUCACUGUAACCAGACCUGUUUAAAGCACUGUCCCAACAGUGACACGUGUGUGAGGGAAACUGGAGCAUGUGUGUGUCGCGCAGGCUACUGGGGAGUCACCUGUCAAAACAAAUGCCGAGCUGGUAUGUAUGGAGAGCAGUGCAGCAUGUCGUGUCCAUCCUGUGGUCAGUCGUACCGCUGCCACCAUGUGACCGGAGAGUGUGACUGUCUACCUGGGUUCACUGGAGCCAACUGUGACCAAGUUUGUCCUGCUGGCUACUUUGGAAAACAGUGUUCUGAAGUUUGUAUAAACUGUGCCAACAACUCCACAUGUGACCACCGGGACGGCCACUGUGAAUGUUUGCCCGGCUGGACCGCGACGGACUGCUCCAUACCCUGUAGUCCAGGACGCUUUGGUCCGUUCUGUACUCAGACCUGCUCCUGUCCAACCAACCUCAUCUGUGACCGAUUCACUGGAGACUGUGUGUGUGAAGGUGGAGGAGACGAGUGCAAAGAAGACUCCUCUGUGCAGUCGGGGAGCGUUAUGGUUCCUCUUCCUCCCGGCGAGAGGGAGUCGUGGGGAGCCAUCGCUGGCAUCGUGGUGCUCGUCAUACUGGUGGUGUUGCUGCUGGCUCUGCUGCUGCUCUACCGCCGCAGGCAGAAGGACAAGCAGAACAACACGCCGACUGUUUCCUUCUCCACCGCACGCACCGUCAACUCUGAAUACGCUGUUCCAGAUGUUCCUCACAGUUACCAUCAUUACUACUCCAACCCCAGCUACCACACACUGAGCCAGAACCGACCUCCACUGCCCCACCUGCCCAACAACCACGACCGCACCAUCAAGAACACCAAUAACCAGCUGUUCUGCAGUGUGAAAAACAUGGAGCGGGAGAGGCGGGGCUUGUUUGGGGUCGAGAGCAAUGCCACUCUACCUGCGGACUGGAAACACCACGAGCCCCGCAAAGACUCAGGAGCUUUUGGAAUCGACCGGAGCUACAGCUACAGUGCCAGCCUCGGAAAAUAUUACAACAAAGAGCUGAAGGACUCGGUGGCGGUGAGCAGCAGCUCUCUGAACAGCGAGAACCCGUAUGCCACCAUCAAAGACCUGCCGGGCCUGCCCUUCUGCCCCCCGGAGAGCAGCUACAUGGAGAUGAAGUCAGCCGUGCCGCGAGAGCGAGCAUACACAGAGAUCAGCCCGCCGUUCAACACAGCCACUUUACGCAGAGAGCGCCAGAGUUCUCUCGGCCACCCUCCACACGAGGACCCCCAGAGCCACUACGACCUCCCUGUGAACAGUCACAUCCCAGGACAUUACGACCUACCGCCACUCCGCCGACCCCCCUCCCCAUCCCUGAGGAGGAGUCCUCAGUGACAGCCACAGCAGCAGAUUGUAGUCCUGCUCCUCCCUUAAAGGGAUGAUUGCUAAUGAAGAGCGAACUGUACCUGUUCAUCAGAUCUGUACAACACCCACGGAGCAGUAGCAAGGCAUCUGUCCCACCAAGGGGCUUUGUUUACUGUGGAGGUCCCCCUUUUAACUCCACACUGCCCCCCUGUGGGCUGAAGUGGUACUCGCUGCACCAGGACAGACUUGUCAUCCUGACAGAGGAGCCAGUAUCUGCAGGGAAGAACGCUGGACUGUUGUGACACCAACGUCUCAUUUGUCUCCCACGGGAAAAGACUAAAAGGCUAAAAGCAGCAACCGGGGAAGUUUAAAGUGUUUGAACUCGUUUCAGCAGGCUCUUAAGUUCUACCACACAAUGGGCUUGUUUCGUCUUUAAGCCCCUUUUCAAAAGUAAUGUUUUUAUUAUCUAAAGUGAUAAGUUUGGACUUACAGUUUUCAUUCUGCUUCUGAAUGGUUAAAUUCAGGUCUCAUACAUUUUUUAUAUCUGCAAUUCAUGAUGAACUCAUCACUGCUGGACUUUCUUUUGAUAUCCUCAUUGGGAAACCUUGGGAACCUCAAAAAGAGACAAAGGUCAUUGAAAUGUAUAACAAUGGGAAAAAAAAAUCAAAAAUCCUCAAUUUCAGGAAUCUUGAAAGUCACGUAUUUUAAAGUAGUAAGUAAAAGAUUUGCUUUUCAAUGUUUCACUCCAUUUGGCAUUUAGAUACAUAUUGAUAAUGAUGAAUGUUUUGCUGCUCUCUUAUGGAAACUUUGUAAAUAUAGAAAAAUAUAUUGUUAUCUUUACUGUUAUGAAGAGCGGCCCUAUUAUCACAUGGUCAUAUUUUGACAGGGUUUGUGUGACCAAAGAUCUGAAACAUUUUGGUAAUUAAUUAAUGAAGCUCGCUGCCAUGACAUGACAGUAUUAUGAAUUUUAACACAAAGUGUUCUAGAGCUACUUGUUUUCUGUUUUUGGUAUUUAAAGGGCCAGUUCACCUGAAACACAUAAAACAGUUUACCACUUCUGCAUUGGUUUUUUCAAGAGUUGUCCAUCCAAAAUUAAUAAACAAAUCAAGCUGCAGAAUCACAUACAGGUAUACUGUGUGUGUAUAUAUAUAUAUAUAUAUAUAUAUAUGUAUAUAUUACCUAUCCCUAGAAUUCUUACUUGUCUAAACUUCAUCCAGAUUGUCUUCAUUUUCAGGCUGACUCAAGUGACAUCACUUUAUCAUAUCGGACACAGCUCUCUCGGACCAAAGGCUUUAUCGAACCAUUCUUUUUUCCUUUCUUUUUUAAAGUUGUUUUUUGGACAUUUUAGCAGCUGAAGAGAGACAUUAAAUGUUAGGAGAGGGGGGGGUUGGAGGAUGACAUACAGCAAAGGACCGAGGUUGGAUUCGAACCCAUGGCCGCUGCAAUGAGGUCUAUAGCCUCUGUACAUGAAACGCGCGACAUAACCGCUUUGCUAUCGGCGCCCCUUUUUUCAAACUUUUUUCAUAUAUUCAGUACUGCUCUCAAAGACCUGAAAACAGACUUUAAUGUACAAAACAGGCGCGCUUCCCCUUUAAAUCUAAGACAUUAACACACUGAUGUUUGUCUCUGAUUCUUCUGCUGCAUCAUUGAUUUCAUAAUACAUUGUUUGUACGACAGCCAUCCAACUGUUCAGACUCACAGGAACACUGUAAGAGAGGAAACUGUAAAACAUGUUAAAUAUGGUUUUGGGUCAUGGGUGAAUUGGCUGUUUCAUUGGCUGGUUAGUCUUUUUUGCUGCAGUUAUAAUGUUGUUAAUUAUUGCAGACAGAAGUCGAUCACUAUUUUUCUAAAUUGAUUUGCCAACUAAAAUUCUUGUGUCCUGUUCAUUUUCUGAAAAAUGUAAUGUUUGGUAUAAUAUUCAGAUCCAAGAAGUUGUGCUGUAAAUACAAACCCUGUGUACCAGAAGAAUGUACAUCACGCUAUAGUUUUGAGUUUUCGCUUUUUUUUACAACGCAAGGCCGUAUAUUUUUGAAUGUAACCAUAGUAACAUGUGUAUAAUGUAAAUAAAAUGGCUGCACUUUU